GGGGCAUUUGUUUCCUUGGUCGCGUAUCCUCUCUGUUGGUUGGUAGCGACACAGCGCACCACUACCAAGGCAGCAGUGGCGGGCGGUGAACAGCCACCAACACUUUGUCUCUGGCGACAGGCGUUUAAUGAGGUUUUAAUUAACAUUGGACGUUCCGUGCACCUCAUCCAUCAGCAACCCUCGAAUCCAUUAAAAUUGAUUGAGAAGGCAAUAGGUCUUGGUUUCAUGAUGAAUUAGGCAGAAGCCCCCUUUUCAAUUUGGUCACUACCUAUCUAAUCAGGCUGCCUAAAUUCAGGUGUAACCCAGGCCCUCAGGAAUUGAAAGACAAACCUUUAACGGGUGGGUCAACUCUUCAAUUUCCUCCUUCUUCAACUUCUUCCCGGAUAGCAUUUUCUCAUUCAUAACUUCCCAAGCAUCUUAUCGCCAACACUCCGCUAGCUCUUAGAUAUGUCUACCAAGAAUUCAGAGGCAAUUUCGCGUCGACAUUACAAAAUCAAGGCCUCUAUCAAUGUGUGGAUGACCAGCAAUGCGGACGUUGACCUUUCAUCGACUCAAGAAUUUACCGAUCUUCGAAAUGCAUUUAAGGCUAUACUGUCCGAAUGUAAAGCGGAACCCUUGAACAUAACCGUACUUGAUAAGAUGCUCCAGCAGGCGGAAGAACGACGAGCUGCUACUGCUUGUGCAGAAAGACUUGAGAACAUGGAUAAAAUGCUCUUCAUCCAGUUGUGUCAAAACCUUGGCCCUAGCCUUAGUCAAGAGUGGCUCAACAAAUCCAUAGGCAUGAAUCAACUGGCAGAAGAUACCACGCCGUCAAAGGAUGACACCCAGUUGGCUACUGAACACACGACCACCGAUCUCGAUCAUAUCAGCGAGUCCACUACACCAGAAGCUGACGGAAACAAGUUGAUGUGGGGUUUCACUCAGAGAAUUAUCCCUGAUCUCUCGAAUGCCAAAAAUGAAUCCUUCCAGCCUGCACAGCUCCCCAGUUCUCAACCAGACGAGAUUGAACCACAUACGCCGCGUGCCAUCCUCCGCACAAAGAGACGAACAAGACACGGAGAGCGAUCUUCCGGAAAACGCCUUAAAAUACAAAGACCUCAAGACAAGCAAGGUGAACUUGAUAAUCAAUAUUCUGUCGACCAAUCAGAGGCCUCAGAGCCAUUCACCGACGACUGUUCGGAAGCGUCCACCGAGUACUGUGGUGACAAGAACAUCGAGAACGACUCAGAUGGGAUCACCAAAGACUACGUACAUCAAUCCACCUAGCAAACUUCAUAUCGGCCUAUCGAAUUUGCAAAUUGACACUCUUUUAUCGGAGGAUUCAACCUUGGUCACUCUAUUUAUGUCACAAGCUCGGACGGCUCAGAGAAGAGAGACUGAUGCGGAACUGAAGGGGGGAUGAUGAAAUUAGAAAAGGACAGUGGAGCGAAGCUCCUUGUGUGUAAAUUGACGCGGAGGGAAAGGAGACAUUAUUUCAAUUCCUGUAAUACCAGUAAUAGUCUAGAUCUUUUGAAUAUGCUUGAAGC
Messenger RNA from Fusarium redolens, 1526 nucleotides. RefSeq lists its product as uncharacterized. Lineage: Eukaryota; Fungi; Ascomycota; Sordariomycetes; Hypocreales; Nectriaceae. The record is from RefSeq and is a predicted model, not a curated record. The transcript has a single exon. The coding region runs from base 448 to 1266 and encodes 272 amino acids.